This is a messenger RNA of Setaria italica (foxtail millet), 564 nucleotides long. Its product is annotated as jasmonic acid-amido synthetase JAR2-like. Gene Ontology annotation, molecular function: acid-amino acid ligase activity. Lineage: Eukaryota; Viridiplantae; Streptophyta; Magnoliopsida; Poales; Poaceae. Bases 1 to 564 code for a protein of 187 amino acids. The transcript has 3 exons. The record is from RefSeq and is a predicted model, not a curated record. Gene Ontology annotation, cellular component: cytoplasm.
AUGCCGCAUGAUCGGAACGGGCGACUAGAGAGUGGCGGCCCAGGGCCUGGGCCUCGCCGAUCGCACCUACCCGGAUGGCUUCCGGGCCUGCGUGCCGCUCGCCACACAGACCUCGAGCCCUACAUCGCGCGCAUCGCCGAUGGCGACACCUCCACUGUGCUCACCGCCACGCCCGUCACCUCAUUCUCCCUCAGCUCCGGCACAACGCUGGGGAAGCGCAAGUACCUGCCCUUCAACGACGAGCACUUCAAGACAGCGAUGCAGACGUACCAGACAUCCUUCGGUUUCAGGAACAGGGCUUUCCCCGUGGAGGACGGCAAGUCGCUGCAGUUCGUUUACGCCAGCGGGCACUCCACGACCAAGGGCGGCCUCACGGCGACCACGGUCACCACCAACCUCUACCGUAACAAGGAUUUCAAGGCCAACAUGCGCUACAUCCAGUCCGAUCCCUGCAGCCCCAAGGAGGUGCUCUUCUGCCCAAACUUCACGGAAUCGCUCUACUGCCACUUCCUCUGCGGCCUGCUCCUCGCCGGCGAGGUCCGCUCAGUGUCCGCCUAUGACUGA